UUUUCUUUCCUUUUCUCUCUCUCAAAAUUAAAAAAAAAAAAAAAAGAGGCACUUUUUUUUCAGCGGCCAACCGGUGCUGACGUACCAGAGGCGCUUCCCUUCUCAUUUCUCUCGUCUAAUUUCACCAGAUCUCACUCUUGUUUUUCCUGAUCCGGGUUUAUUUGUUCUUCUCCCGUUUUUGUUUGUUUCGAUAAAUUUCUUCUAUUUCGAUGGCUGCUCCACCUGCAAGAGCUCGAGCCGAUUACGACUACCUCAUAAAACUCCUUUUGAUUGGCGACAGCGGCGUGGGUAAGAGUUGCCUCCUUUUGCGUUUUUCGGAUGGCUCAUUUACGACAAGUUUUAUCACGACCAUUGGAAUUGACUUUAAGAUAAGGACUAUAGAGCUCGAUGGAAAAAGAAUCAAACUGCAAAUUUGGGAUACUGCUGGGCAAGAGCGGUUUCGAACAAUUACAACUGCUUACUACCGCGGAGCCAUGGGUAUUUUGCUCGUGUAUGAUGUAACUGAUGAGUCAUCUUUCAAUAACAUUAGAAAUUGGAUUCGUAAUAUUGAACAGCAUGCUUCAGACAAUGUCAACAAGAUUCUUGUGGGUAAUAAGGCUGACAUGGAUGAAAGCAAAAGGGCUGUCCCUACCUCAAAGGGCCAAGCUCUUGCUGAUGAAUAUGGCAUCAAGUUCUUUGAGACUAGUGCAAAAACAAACUUAAAUGUGGAGGAGGUUUUCUUUUCAAUAGCCAGGGACAUUAAGCAAAGACUUGCUGAUAGUGACCCGAGGGCUGAGCCACAGACGAUCAAAAUUAACCAACCAGACCAGGCAGGAGGGGCCACGGCAGCUGCUCAAAAAUCAGCUUGCUGCGGAUCUUGAACAAAUUAUUUUGAGAGUGAGAUCUGAAGGAUACAUUCUCUAAUCUAGGAGCUGUUUUGGUCCGGGGAAACUAAUUUUGUUACAACUAUAUUGUUGGUGUUUGUAUUCUUUACUGCCUAUAAUUAUUUUUACAUAUGCUACUCUUUGGUGUGAAAUGUUAGAUCCUCGUUAUUUUGCAAAAUUAAUUAUAUUAGAUUAUUUUUUCCUAAA
Durio zibethinus is the source of this 1070-nucleotide messenger RNA. RefSeq names its product ras-related protein RABE1c-like. NCBI's taxonomy places the organism in Eukaryota, Viridiplantae, Streptophyta, Magnoliopsida, Malvales, Malvaceae. Gene Ontology annotation, molecular function: GTP binding; GTPase activity. The record is from RefSeq and is a predicted model, not a curated record.